This is a messenger RNA of Artibeus jamaicensis (Jamaican fruit-eating bat), 1592 nucleotides long. RefSeq names its product death domain-containing membrane protein NRADD-like. The transcript has 6 exons. Gene Ontology annotation, cellular component: cell surface; plasma membrane. NCBI's taxonomy places the organism in Eukaryota, Metazoa, Chordata, Mammalia, Chiroptera, Phyllostomidae. Gene Ontology annotation, biological process: Rho protein signal transduction. The record is from RefSeq and is a predicted model, not a curated record. Gene Ontology annotation, molecular function: death receptor activity; coreceptor activity; nerve growth factor binding. The coding region runs from base 430 to 1287 and encodes 285 amino acids.
CUCGUCCCCUCCGACUGGCCUCGGCUCCCCCCAGCCGCACCGCCCCGUCCCUCGAGGCCCCGCCGGUCGUUCUUCCAGGCUCGUGUACGCACGCGGCCUUCCACGAGCUCACCCUACACGCCACUCGCACGUUCGUGCCGUCGGGGCCUGGCGUCAGGUGGGCGCGCGUGCGCGUUCCUUUGCGGGGCGGGGUGAGGUCGUGGCAGCCGCGCCCCUCCGCCCCCGCGGGCCCCUCACGCAGCGGCCGGGGCCGCAGAGUUCCCGGGACCGCCCUGCCCGCCUGCUCAGUGCACAUCCCUGCGCCGCCUCUCUCUCCAGAGUGCCGGAACCGGCCUCCCCUGGGAUUCCAAGUCGUCUUCCCAGAAGGCCCAAGGCUAGCCUCGAGUCUCAGGCCCCCGGCCCGCCAGGCUUUCUGACCUCUGGGCCCAUAUGCCCUCUGCCCUUGCUGACUCCAAGAUACCCUGCAGUUUGGUCUCAGAGCAGGAGCUCCUUCUGGACUUAUUAGAGAAAUCUCCCAGCUCCCUUGCCUGGGCACUGCCCAUGACAGUUGAACCCCUUUUCCAAGAGAUGCAGCCCCUGGGAGCGCUGCCAGCUGGCAGAGAGAUGCUGCACAACUCCAGCCACAGGGAAGGCCUGGUCCAAGUGGAUAAGACUCAAAAGGGGAAGGACAGGGAAGGAGUGUGGACAGGGUCAGGGGGAGCCCUGGCCUCUAAUACCUCCUCCUCCUCCGAGCCUCCAGGGGCCUCGGGCAGCAUCAUCCCUGUCUACUGUGCCCUCCUGGCCACCGUGGUCCUUGGUUUGCUUGCCUAUGUGGCCUUCAAGUGCUGGCGCUCACACAAACAAAGACAGGAGCUGGCCAAAGCUCGGACUGCAGAGCUGGGGGCCCUCGACAGGGACCAGAUGCUUGGGGACAGCAGUGUCUUGCGGGACUCCUCUAGCGGUCGGGAGUCCUGUGUCCCCAGCCAGGGGCCACAUCCUGAGCUUGGCUGCCGGCUUUACCUCCACCUCCCUCGGCAGCAGCAAGAGGAAGUGGAGCGGCUCCUGGGAGGGUCAGAAGAACCUGACAAGGGCUGGCAGGACCUGGCGGGCCGCCUGGGCUACCAGGCUGAGGCUGUGGAGACCAUGGCCCGGAGCCGGGUGCCUGCCUCCGCUCUGCUGAGGGACUGGGCUGUCCAGGAAGGCAGUGGUGCUACCCUCAGGGUGCUAGAGGAUGCCCUGGCUGCCAUGGGCCGCGAGGACGUGGUCCAGGUCCUCGGCCUCCCACCGGAGGGCUACUGUGUGGUGUGAGACACGCCUCCGCAGCCUGGCCUCUUGGGGUACAGGCUCUGGUGCUACCUACCACGCCCACCUCACAUGCCUUCCCUUUCAUGGGCUUCCUCGAAUUGGUGGGCUCAGCCUGCUCUGUCCUGGUGGACACAGAGGGUUCAGCCACUACACACCUUCCCUUGCCCUACUUUCCUUGGAGACAGCGACCAGGAUAUGGGGCGAGUUGGUAGCAAAGCCGUGACUGGUCCCCACUCCACCUCCCCUUCCUUUGCCUUAACUGAUGUUCCUUCUUGUGUAUUCCAUAUUAAAGGCAACUUUGGACUGCU